Camellia sinensis is the source of this 1509-nucleotide messenger RNA. The record is from RefSeq and is a predicted model, not a curated record. Lineage: Eukaryota; Viridiplantae; Streptophyta; Magnoliopsida; Ericales; Theaceae.
AUGGUAUUGGUAUUGGUAUUGGUAUUGGUGUUUGGUGCUGGUGUUGGUGUUGGUAUUGGAUUGCACCAGGAGUUGGAACAUUUCAUCAUGGCGAUGCUUUGUCGUGUUGUUGAGGUUGAUUUGUACAAAUUUGAUCCCUGGGAGUUGCCAGAGAAAUCAUUCCUUCCCAAACGCGACAUGGAAUGGUUCUUCUUCUGUCCCCGGGAUAGGAAAUACCCAAAUGGAUCGCGCACAAACCGUGCUACCAAAGCUGGCUACUGGAAAGCCACUGGUAAAGACCGGAAAGUUGUUUGUCAGUCUUCUGUGACUGGUUAUCGUAAAACCCUAGUUUUCUACCGUGGAAGAGCUCCAAUGGGGGAUCGAACAGACUGGGUAAUGCAUGAGUAUCGCCUCUGCGAUGAUCUUUCUCAAGGAUCACCAACUUUCCAGGGAGGUUUUGCUUUGUGCCGUGUGGUUAAGAAGAAUGAGCUGGCACAGAAGACAAAUGAUGGUUAUGGAGAGCCAAAAGCAAAGCGGAUUGGAAGUAGUUCAAGCAUUGGGGAUUUUACCUCGACAGGAAUGUCAAGUGAGGCUGUGACCGUCUCUGAGGACACAACCUUUCAAAUGAGUCACCUAGGCAAUAGCAGUAAUUUUUCGAGCCCGGUUACUUCUCCAUAUCAGACAACACCAAUGGUGGAGAGUGAAGCAUUUUCAAUGGGGACUAAUCCAAGUAGCCUCUGGGUAUCACCUGACUUGAUCCUUGAUUCUUCUAAGGAAUACCCACAACGACAAGGUGUGUCUGCAUACUAUCCACAAUGCGAGUUUCCAAAUUCAACAACUCAAUGGCAAACUUAUAAUCAAUAUGAAAUCUCUCCCAGUUCAUCGUACUCGAAUUUUACAGAGGAAGUUGAACUUGGUGAUGGUCUAAGUCAAUUCUGUAGCAUGUCACCUUACUCAGGACACACAAAUUACAUGGGUUUUUGUGGAAAUGACGAUGUGCAAUAUGAAGGUUAUGAUCACCAGACCAAUUCACUGAGAAAUCCAAAACACUUCUGAAAAACAACAAAUGGGAGCCAUUGUAGUUUCAUUUUCUUUUUCUUUCUUUGACGCCGGAUUUGAAACUUGGGAUCAACCUGCAAUUGCUAGGCCUAGCAGAUAUUGGAGUUUGGAAGAACUUCGUGGUCUAUGGUCAUUGUGAUGUGAAGAAUAGUCUGCCAAAAGUAGGGCUAUGCUUCUGAGACAACGCCUUUUAAUGUUGUUCGUGGAGUGGAAAACAAUGAGUACUAUCACUUGUAGUCGGUAUGGAUUUGCUGUUAGAGUCCCAGUUAUGGUUGUUGUCGGUGUUGCUCUCUGGUUUAUGUAACUAGGUAGUGAAAAGGACGAUCCCCCUGGUGAUGAUCACUUUUAUAGAUUGCACUGGGAGUUGGUUAUAUAUGUUGUUCUUAUAAAAUAAUGAAGCUUCUUUCAUGGAAGCCACUUUUCUGUCAAAAUUAAUGUUGAAUGUUAAAUCUUCAAAACCCAAGUUCGAUA